ACAUACAGUAGUGAUUUUUUUCUCAAAUUGUUUAAAAAGUUUUAAAAAUAAUACCAUUUGUAUUUAUAUCAAAAUUAUAAACCUACGAGUAAAAUAAUUUGAAAAUUAAACCGAUUUGCCGUUGUAGGAGAAAAACUCAUAAAUACACGGCAUUAAAGACUGUCAAAGAUAAGUGAAUUUAUCCAUUUUAGUUUAUACAAGGAUCCAUCUGUCAGCCAUCAAAAUGUCAAGUUUGUAGACUUUUCUACAUAAUAAAAAGAAGUAACAGCAUAAUUAGUAGAAAAUCAACCGAUUAUGGAUAAUAACAAUCGUUCCAAUUUGGAGAACGAUAGUUCGGGUGAAACUUCUCACAAAGACGUUCCAUCUUUGACAGUAGAAUUACCUGCUGCUUCUGCUAGUGUUACUCCAAAUAUGACACAUAAUCAGCCUAAUUCUGAAACCCCUACGACAGCAACAACACAAGUGGCAGAGGAAGAUGCGAUAUCGCCACCGAAGCCGGAUUUUUCUGCACCUCCUCCAUAUGAUGUAGCAACUAAAUUACCCAGUUAUGAGGAAGUACAACGUGAAAAAACACUUCAAGGAGAAACAAUUCCUCACAUACAUCCUCAAAUUCAUGUGCCUAGUGGAAUCAGACAACAACAACCAUUAACAAUUCUUGCAAUUGACACCGAUGGAGUUGAAGGCGAUGCAUUGGCAGAAAGCCGAAUGCUUGGUACAGAUUUUAUGUUUUUCACUGCUUUCUUGGUUGCUUUCUUAUUUAAUUGGAUUGGAUUCCUAUUGUUGAUGUGCUUCUGCCACACAGUUGCCUCUCGAUAUGGAGCACUGGCAGGCUUUGGACUUUCAUUGACAAAAUGGACACUUAUUGUCAAACACUCAACUGAUUUAGCUUCCCGUGAAAAUUCCUGGUUAUGGUUCCUGAUUAUGGCAUUCGGUGUUUUAAUCUGCGUUCGCGCAAUUAUUCAAUAUUUAAAUAUUAAACGAGGCUGGAGAUUAUUGUCCGGCAGUCCUCAAGAGCAUUUUCUCUUUUUUUAUUAAAAGAAGAAAUUCUGAAGAGAAAAAUGUUUAAACGCUUUAGAGCAAAAAAAACCAGCAUUUUUACUUGAAAUUAUACUUGGUAUAUAUAAUCAACACACUUAUAGAAGAAAACAUCACUCUAUACCCGUAAAUGAUCGUUUAAUGAGGAGUGGAAAGAAUAAAAAAAACGAGCCAAAUUUGUUACAAAAGAAAAAAAAACCAAUAAUAGUUUAGAUGAGAACUUAGCAAGAUUUAUAACCACAAUGAAAAUGAAAACUCAAAUUUAAAUACGUGUAAAAUUAAUUUUUUAUUGCUCAAAAUAGCGCUUGAUAAAAACAACAACAACAAAAAAAAAUCAUAUUUCUUUUUACACUUUUUAUUAUAGCUUCAAAAAGUAUUUGUGUAAAUUGUGAUAUUAUAUCUUUUUUCCCCCCUAUUUAAAUAAUAUCGUUAUUUGUCUGAACCCGAUUUUAACGGAUUGUGUGACUUUCUUUUUAAAAUUAUAUUCUAUUUUUGCUAAAUCACAAGUUUUCAGAAAAGAAAUAAACACACACAUACACAUUGUAGUUUGUGAAACAAAAAAUCACCAUUAAUGCGGCUUCAUAUUA
Leptopilina boulardi is the source of this 1622-nucleotide messenger RNA. RefSeq names its product NEDD4 family-interacting protein 1 (gene Ndfip). Gene Ontology annotation, biological process: positive regulation of protein ubiquitination; ubiquitin-dependent protein catabolic process; metal ion transport. Gene Ontology annotation, molecular function: WW domain binding. NCBI's taxonomy places the organism in Eukaryota, Metazoa, Arthropoda, Insecta, Hymenoptera, Figitidae. The transcript is spliced from 6 exons. The record is from RefSeq and is a predicted model, not a curated record. Bases 295 to 1035 code for a protein of 246 amino acids. Gene Ontology annotation, cellular component: endoplasmic reticulum; Golgi apparatus; perinuclear region of cytoplasm.